AUGGGAGGCUCUCUGGAAGCAUACAAAUUGUUCACAGCGGAAGAGAAACGGAAGCAAGAUCGCUACGAUCAAAUACAAGCCGCGCUUAAAGAGAAGGCUUCGACGAACGAAUCUGGAGGACGUGAUCAGCAUUCGCAUGGAACAAUGUCUAACGGCGCAACGACAGUCACGAACGGUGCGGUUCACACGCCAGAGCCUUAUGACAUCUUGAUUGUCGGUGCCGGCUUUUCCGGAGUCUGUGCCCUUCAUCAUCUACGGGAGCGCUUCCCUGACUGGCGGAUCAAAGUCAUCGAAGCUGGGAGCAGCAGCGGUGGGACAUGGUAUUGGAAUCGCUACCCAGGAGCCCGAUUCGAUUCCGAAUCAGUAUCGUAUGCGUUCUCGUGGGAUAAGGAACUGCUUGACACGUGGCACUGGAAGGAGUCAUUCUCACCACAGCCAGAAACGUUGAAGUACGUCGACUUGGUAUGCCGGAAACAUGAGCUAUACAAAGAUAUGCAGUUUAAUACUCAAGUCAAGUCUGCACAGUGGCAGGAGCAGCAGCGGACUUGGCUGUUCACAGACGAGGAAGGCCAUCAGUACGAGACGAGGUUCUUCGUCAGCUGCAUUGGCUUCUUGUCGGCCCCGACUCUGCCCAACAUCCCAGGUGUGGAGGCAUUCAAGGGUCAGUCAUUCCAUACCUCGCGCUGGCCGAGAGAUCUGGACCUAAAUCGAGACUUUGCUGGCAAACGAGUUGGGAUGAUAGGCACAGGUGCGACAGCUAUACAGAGCGUCACGGAGAUCGCCAAGGUUCCCGGACUGAAGUCGUUUCAUUUAUUUCAGCGUACAGCAAACUGGUCCGCGCCGCUCCAUAAUACCGAGAUCACGCCCGAACAGAUGGCAAAAUUCAGAACGGAGUAUGAUAUGAUUUUCAAACGUUGUGCCGAGACGCCCAUGUGCUUCAUCCACGAAGCAGACCCCCGCGUGUCACUUGACAUCAGCGAAGCCGAUCGGCGAGAGUUGUGGGAAAAGCUGUACUCGGAACCAGGUUUCGGCAAGUGGAUUGGGGCCUUCAAAGACACAUAUACCAACCGCGAGGCCAACAAACUGUACUCAGAUUUCAUGGCGGACAAGAUCCGCCAACGUGUACACGAUCCCGCGACAGCCAACAAGCUGAUUCCCAAGAACCACGGUUUCGGCACCAGACGCGUGCCACUGGAAAGUGGGUACUUCGAAACCUUCAACAAAGCGAACGUCCAUCUCGUCGACCUGAAAGAAACACCCAUCACAGAAAUCACCGCAACUGGCGUGCAGACUUCCACCGACCACAUCGACCUCGAUAUUCUCAUCUACGCGACCGGCUUCGACGCCAUAACGGGCGCGUAUAAUGCCAUCGACUUCCACGCCAAAGACGACCGGCCCCUGAUCGGCUCCAGCAGCGAUAAUCCCUCGGAUCGUGGCAACACCGCCAUCUGGCUCGACCACCGUCCGCAGACCUACCUCGGCCUCACUAUCCGAGGCAUGCCUAACACGUUCAUGAUCCUCGGCCCGCAUCAGCCUUUUGGAAACGCAACACGCAGCAUCGAACAUGCCGUCGACGUUGUCUCGGAUCUGUUGGCGCAUUGCAAGGAGAAAGGAAUUACUUACGUCGAGCCAACGCAGGACGCGGUGGACAAGUGGACGAAGCAUGUGCACGAGGCGAGUGGAGGCUUGUUGUCGAACGAGGUGGAUAGUUGGAUGACAGGAGUAAAUCAUAAUGUGAAGGGGAAGACGGUGAGGAGUGUGGCGAGGUAUAGUGGGAGUGCAGUGGAGUUCAGGCGGAGGUGUGAAGAGGUCAAAGGCAAGGGGUGGGCGGGUCUGGAGUUUCAGUGA
Molecule: messenger RNA, 1848 nt
Organism: Cyphellophora attinorum
Lineage: Eukaryota; Fungi; Ascomycota; Eurotiomycetes; Chaetothyriales; Cyphellophoraceae
Product: 2-oxo-Delta(3)-4,5,5-trimethylcyclopentenylacetyl-CoA monooxygenase
Exons: 1
Coding region: 1-1848 (615 amino acids)
Molecular function (GO): flavin adenine dinucleotide binding; N,N-dimethylaniline monooxygenase activity; NADP binding
Source: RefSeq, a predicted model, not a curated record